AUGGAGCGCGGCAGUGAUGGGACGCUGGGCAUGUCCGAGGAGAGUGGCGUUCGCGACGCAGCAGUGUGCCGCAACGCUGCAUGCCCGUACUGGCACCGCAAUCAGCUUACCCACGUCAAGAUGGCGGUCAUGGUCUUUCUAGACUCCGUGCGUUGUCAGUCGGUGGUCGAUGAGUAUCUCUGCGCCGUCACCCACGCGACCGCCCGCCUGGCGCGUCACGUGCAUCACGCGGACUCCAUCUCGUUAGUAUGUGCCCUGCUCUGUGAGGUGCUGCAGACAUUGAUAGCGACUGGGCUGCAUGUGAGGCUUCUCGCGGACAAGCAGUCCACACGUGCGAUGAUGAGCGCCCCCACUGUGAAGGCUACGGACGCGCAACGCGCUUCACCUACCCGCGCCGUCUUUCUGCGGAGCGCCGAAGAGGUGGAGUGCUGGAGCGCUGUCGAGCGGCAGCAACAGCAGCACUCCUCCAGCACCGACUCUUUAUCGCUCGCGGCUGCAGCUGCUGCACAGUUCCAGUUGCAUCCGAGCUCCUUGUCAUGGCGGUGCAUGCUGGCCGCCGUGGAGGACGUUGCGCAGCGGCGCUGGCUGGGACACCAGGGCGUGGUCUUGUUUCCCAGCUCGCCAGAGUUGCAUCUGCAGUACGUGCUUGCGGUGCUGAGCAGCGGCGGCAGCGUCGCUGAGGUGCUCGAGACUUGUCUGGCAUCCUGCCGCACACUUUCUGCUCAGGCGGCUGCCUCUGUAGUGGCGGGUCUGGACUGUGGGCAGUACGCCACCAGGGUGGCACGCCAUGCUGCGUACUUGCUUGCUCGUGUGUUUGUGCACGUCGCGCAGACAGACACGGCCGCAGCUUUGGCAUUUCUGGCGCCUUUUUUGAGAUCCGACGCGGAGGCAGGCGUGGCUGCUCUUCUUCUGCCGUUGGCGCGUCAGAAUUUGACGCUUCUGAUGGUGGCACUGCGCCGCACCGGUCACCUGCACUACACCAACUUCCUCCCUCUCGCUGCCAUCUCCGACAUAGCCCUGGAGCUCUCAUCGCCGGAUGGCGCUAACCCGUCAGAAAGCGGCCGUGACACACUCUACGCAGCGUUGAAGCUGGUCAUGUCGUACAAGCGUGACCGCUUUGAUGCGCAGCUGGUGAGCUGCUGUGACGCAGCGCUGCAGAUUAGCGUCCUGCGAACCUUCUCCUACCGACUGGCGUACAUCGAGCGCGUGGUGGAAAAGACGGUUCCGGAGUCGCCGCUAUCGCAGGGCGUUCUCUACAGCGAGUACGUGGAUGCGGUUGCUGAGCAGCAGUCAGUGCAUGCUGCAGCCCUCGUCGCCGACGCUCUUGCGCGCAAUGAAGGGGCUUCCUGUACGCUGACGCUGCUACUGCGGGGACGCCUCCGCAUGUGGGGGGCGUCCCUCUCAUCGGACGCGCAAAACGCUGUGUCGGCGUUCUGCGCGGCGAACCAACUCUCCCCCGACGAGCUCGGUAACAUGGCCCACCUUUGGGAUGCCUUCCAGACGCCUUGUUCCUCCCGUUCUCCACCUGUGGAGUGGGUAUGCGCGUACGCGCUCCACGUGAUGUGCACAUUGGGUGGCGAGGCUGCUGCAGAGCCGGCAUGGGCAAAGAUGGACGCGCUGCCGGUGGAGUCGCUGAUGCAUGACGUAGUCGCUGCCGCCUUUUUCUUCCACGUUCUCCUGCAGCUCAGCGGGGAGGCUCGCAGUGCGACGCUCUUCCACCGCACAGUGCACCGCUGUCUUUCCCUCUUUCUCGAGGCGCACCUCCUCAGCUGGAGCGCACUGGAAGGGUCAGCGGAGAAUAUGAUCGGACUGCCACACUAUCUGAGUCUCUGCAUCUACCAAGAGGUGCCACUGCUGUUGGGCCCUGGCGCCGACGACACGUUCGCGUGGCGCUGCCUUGUCCUGGAGGUAGCUACCAGUUUGGGUGUUCUCCAUCCUCUUCUGGUGACCGCCUAG
This is a messenger RNA of Leishmania mexicana MHOM/GT/2001/U1103, 1956 nucleotides long. RefSeq lists its product as hypothetical. The coding region runs from base 1 to 1956 and encodes 651 amino acids. NCBI's taxonomy places the organism in Eukaryota, Euglenozoa, Kinetoplastea, Trypanosomatida, Trypanosomatidae. The transcript has a single exon. The record is from RefSeq and is a predicted model, not a curated record.